This is a messenger RNA of Cucurbita moschata (crookneck pumpkin), 2649 nucleotides long. RefSeq names its product regulation of nuclear pre-mRNA domain-containing protein 1B-like. Bases 360 to 2009 code for a protein of 549 amino acids. The record is from RefSeq and is a predicted model, not a curated record. Gene Ontology annotation, molecular function: RNA polymerase II complex binding. NCBI's taxonomy places the organism in Eukaryota, Viridiplantae, Streptophyta, Magnoliopsida, Cucurbitales, Cucurbitaceae. The transcript has 8 exons. Gene Ontology annotation, cellular component: RNA polymerase II, holoenzyme. Gene Ontology annotation, biological process: mRNA 3'-end processing.
UCCAUUCUUGGUCAACAUUUUUUCUCGAUAUUUUGACGAACUCUCUGCAAACCAGUUUUUUCAUCUUCCUCCACUUAUCACCCUUCUUCUGGACCAUCAUUUGCUGGUGAAUUAGGGAAUCCCAAAAACCCACAACUUUUCCCACUCCUUCUCGGUUUCAAUUUCUUUACUCUCUCUUCAUCCUAAUCCCUAUUGCCAAGGGAACACAAAUACCAGGAAAAAUCAUCGCCAAUCAGCAACCUUUUUUCUCCCUUCCUGUAAUUCAUCUCCCCGAGGUUCUAUCGGGAAAGGCUAUCGUCAAGAGUGGAGUUCUUGAAUCAAUAGACGCCAGGGUAAUGUAAUAAUAUUCUCGUCACGGGAUGAACAACGAGGGUUUUGAAGCACAGGUGUUGUCUGAGAAGUUAUCCAAACUCAACAAUUCUCAGCAGAGCAUCGAGUCUUUAUCAAGAUGGUGCAUUUCCCACCGGAAAAAGGCCAAGCAGAUUGUUGAAACAUGGGAUAAAUUAUUCAACUCAUCUCAGAAAGAUCAGCGUGUUUCGUUUCUUUAUUUGGCAAAUGACAUUUUGCAAAACAGCAGGCGCAAGGGAAGUGAAUUUGUGAACGAAUUCUGGAAAGUUCUUCCUGUUUCUCUCAAGUAUGUUUAUGAUCAUGGGGAUGAAAGUGGAAAGAAGGCGGUAGCAAGACUUGUCGAUAUUUGGGAAGAACGAAAGGUUUUUGGUUCUCGGGGUCAGAGUCUUAAGGAUGAAAUGCUUGGUAAAAAUCCACCUCCAUUACCCAACAGCAAUGGAAAGAGUUCAAAUCCUAUAAAGAUAGUGAAGAGGGAUGCCCAUUCUGUGAGAAUUAAACUGGCUGUUGGAGGUGUUCCGGAAAAGAUUCUUACUGCAUUUCAAUCUGUACUUGAUGAACAUUUGAAUGAAGAUGCUGCUCUCAACAACUGUAGUUCUGCAACUCAUCAUCUGAACCAAAUUGAGGAAGACUUGAAUGCUUCCAUAGCUCAAGGAACUCAACCAAGAUCAGCAUUGCUGGACGACCUUCAAGAGCAGGAAAAUGUGGUUCAACAAUGUAUUGGGCAACUUGAAAGUGUUGAGGCAACUAGGGCUUCUUUGGUUUCCUUACUUGUAGAAGCGCUUCAGGACCAAGAAUCAAAGCUGGAACUAGUUCGCAAUCAGUUGCAGAUAGCUCGAUCUCAAAUUGAGCUAGCAAGUAACGUUCGGAAGAGAAUUGUGAGUCCAGUUCCUGGUCCUCUUGCUACGAACAUUGAUCUACUGACAGAAAUGACCCAUGUGACUGAUGUUAAGUUACCUUCAGCUCAAUCAAACACAAUCUCUUCUCAGUCCCCUCUUGUCCAGGCUAUGGUUUCUUCUGCUGGUCCCAAAAGCAGUGAAGAGGAAAACAAGAGAGCUGCUGCUGCUGCUGUUGCUGCAAAGUUGGCUGCUUCUACAUCUUCAGCACAGAUGCUUACCUCUGUUCUUUCAUCUCUUGUUGCAGAAGAAGCUGCUUCCAUGAAUGGUGGCCUAAAAUCAGCUGGGUUUGCUUCAUUAUCCAUAUUCUCUCCUGAAAAACGACAGAAACUUGAGAAGCCAAUGCCGAUUUCUGAUAGUUCAGAUGGAAUUGGCGCGUCAUUCGUUACACCUAUGCAACAACAACAAUUGACAAAUGUGGCACUUGCACAAUCAGCAAAUAUACAGCCUGUAUCCCAGGCGAACCAGAGUCAAGCUUCAUUUGCUCCACCACCUCCGCCAGCUCCACCAGUGAAUCAAUAUGCUCAGUCUGGUGGAAUAAUGGGGGUAUUACCUUAUAACUUUGGAGCAUAUUCUCUACCACCUCCACCUCCUUUACCUCCCCAUAUUGUGAUGGGUUUGAGUAGGCCGACGUCUCAGCCACCUCAGCAACAGCCACAGCAGCCUCAGCAGUCGCAGCCAACUUCAGCAGGAUUUUACAGGCCACCAGGUAUAGGUUUCUACGGGCAAGGUCAGCAGUCGACGCCACCACCUGUCCCUAGGCAGUAAGUUCCCAGGUAGAGUUUACUUGGGGCAAAUGUUCAAUUAAAGGAUUAAUAGCUUUAAACAGGUUAAAUUAGGCAUUCACAUUUCUACUUGCCAUCUGAGAGUUCAUUUCAGAAUAUGUAUUAUCAUGUAAAUUAGUAGAACUUUUUUUUGGUUCUGUAGAAGCUUUAGUAUAUGUCCAUCUCCUGCCAACAAGUUAAAAGGGCAUGUUGCAGCUGAGGUUCGUCCAAUGCUGAUGGAAGAAUUAAGUGGCUAGAUUUAGGCUUUUCCAAUGUAAUGCUAUCGAAAACUGGAAACCUCGGUGAAUUCUCGGCUGCCUCGAAAUUUUACUAUGGCCAGGUAAUCUUUUCUCCAAUUAGAUUGGAAGUUGGGUAGAGUGCCUCCUAGCAGAAUUUUAGUUGACAACGUUAGAUUUAGCUUUGAAGACACUGUUGCCUCUAAAUCUGCAUGGAUGGAUAGAGAGAGGCUAAAUGGACUUGUUUUGGAUAGUCAUAACAGGAUGAUACUGGUCUGUAAUAUAACUUAGUGAGGCCUUGGGAAUUUCUAGUAGAUACAGUACUGCCAUGGUUCUUGUAAUCUGUUGCUCUGUUGCUCUGUUUUCUGAUUCAGUAGAGAAUUUUUAUUUAAAAUAAACUGUUCCUUA